Spea bombifrons (plains spadefoot toad) is the source of this 2000-nucleotide messenger RNA. It is a transcript of the gene PHLDA1, whose product is annotated as pleckstrin homology like domain family A member 1. The record is from RefSeq and is a predicted model, not a curated record. NCBI's taxonomy places the organism in Eukaryota, Metazoa, Chordata, Amphibia, Anura, Pelobatidae. Gene Ontology annotation, molecular function: phosphatidylinositol phosphate binding. The transcript is spliced from 3 exons. Bases 239 to 691 code for a protein of 150 amino acids. Gene Ontology annotation, biological process: positive regulation of apoptotic process.
ACACUGACAGAAGGCAGAGGACUGCAGCUGUUCCAGUCUCACAGGGACAUAAAGAGGUACUCUCAGGAUUAUACUCGCUGGGAACACCACAUUGUUAUUUAUGUAGUAAAAAUAUAUCCGCCACCGAGGAAAAUCACCAAUUACUAAAAUUCAAAUCGUGCUCCGUCUCUUGAAGUCCUCCUGCACCUUGCUAGCGAAGGGAAGCUUUCACCGCUUGCAUUUUUGGCCAGUGGGCAGCAUGUUGGAGAGCAGUUGCAAGGUAGUGAAAGAAGGACUUCUGGAGAAAAGAAGCGAUGGAUUGUUGCAGCUCUGGAAGAAGAAAAGAUGCCUUCUCACUGAGGAAGGACUUCUUCUCAUCCCACCCAAACAGCUGGAGCCCCAACAGCAGCAGCAGCAGGGCUCUCCUCCAGAGCCUGCAAGGAUAAAGGAGCUACACUUCUCCAACAUGAAGACUGUGGACUGUGUGGAGAGGAAAGGCAAAUAUGUCUAUUUCACGGUGGUCAUGGCUGAGGGGAAGGAGAUAGAUUUUCGGUGUCCGCAGGACGAAGGAUGGAAUGCGGAGAUCACAUUGCAGAUGGUGCAGUAUAAAAACAGACAAGCUAUCCUAGCUGUGAAAUCCACCAGGCAGAAACAGCAGCACCUAGUCCAGCAGCAUGGCCAGCGGCUCAGGAGCACAUCCAACUCGGCAUAGUCCAGAUCAAGGACAACCCUUCCACUGGAUUCCAGGUUGAAUUUAAAUAGCACUUUACUGGGUAAAAGAAGUCUUUUGGUUCAACGCACCUAAUACAUUCAAAACAUGGCAGACUUACUAUGUCAAACAGUGGACAUUGACCAUAGUGUGAAGUCAGUGAAGCUUCUUCCUAAACAGUGGAACUUCUGCAGCAAUUCAUGGAUGGCAGAAAAUUGGAAAAAUAAGAAGAAAUAACGCAUUGUGACUUUACUGUAAUCUAUUUAUUUACGUCUUAUGCGCUUCGUGACAAACACGUCGAUGGACAACCCAGUAGGUCGAAUAAUAAUGUAUCCCCAGUGUGCUUGUAAGUCAUGAGUGUUAAUCUGCUACAGGCCUUGUUGGCUUUUUUUCUUGCAGAUGGUAUCCUUAUUUUAUUAUACGCGUUGGGGAAGUUGGAAUUCUUUUGCUUCAACGCAAUGGAGGAGGCAAAUGUUUCCAGCCAAGCUCCAGUUAUCAUAUUAAAGCAUAUGAAAUAUUUUUUUUCCCGCUGCUGAGCAAUCCAGAAAAUCAAAUAUGAUACAAGCAGAAGACGAAAAUCAAACAAUAGGACGUGAUUGUUCUGUUUGAUCGGGUUCAUAAUUCCCAGUUUAUGUUCUCUAUGUUGUCAGAGGGAUUUGCCGAUUCAGUUUGGACUCUUCAUUCUCUACAGACUGCAACAUCCGUUAGCUUGCAAAAGACUGCAAAAACUUCAUGGAUGAAUGCUCCCUAGUCGCACACAGAUGCCUAUUCAUCCCAAAGCUUGUUAAAUUUGAUAUUUAAAAAGACAGCAUUUAUUUUGUGCAAAGCAGAUGAGAGAGGAAAAUAUGGACGCCUUGAGCAUUCAAUAAAAAUCGGUUUGAAUUCCCACAGCUAGAGAUUUGAACAAAUUAUGUUUAAAUAAUUUGUCACUUUGUCAUUCGUGUAUUUUCUUUUUUUAAUGAACCAGUGAUGUUAGUUAACUUUUACAAGCAAAAGAUUUUUAGGCAGAUUUAUUAAAGGGUUUUGUGAUGUCACGUCCUGUUCUCCAUAGUCUUCUGUGCGUUACCAGUAACACUCUCUUCCUGUAUGUAUUUAUGUGCAAACUAUUUGUACCCUCUGAUAAAUCUAAGCCUUUUAUGACAUUCCAAAUGGGCACUUCAUUCAAAAAAAGUUUUUGGUAGAUAUGCUCCCGGCUGGUUAUACUGAAACUGUCCUUAUAAUCACAUACCAAAAUAUGAUGACCGCCUGCAAUACCUGACAAUUUGUUUUGUAAAUCCCAUUGACAAUAAAAUCAUACAUUUUGUAAAUAGAA